UGAAAAAACACAAACACUUCAAUCAAUAACGUUAUUAAACACAUAUACAUAUACAACAUAUACAUGUAUCAUCCUUUAUUUAAAAACACUCACUUUCCCAAUCUUCUUAAAAACUAGCCGUUACUCACAUUCAAUCUCUCUUCACUUACCCACAAAAAAGAUUUCGAUGGCAGCUGCUUCCAUGGAAUCCCCAUCACAAGAUCCCAUUUUUAAGGGAUCAAGUAGCGUAAUGGCUUCGUCUCCGAUGAUUAGCCCUGUUUCCGAUAAGCAUUUUUGGAGUAUUCUUCGCAAUCGGAUCGAUACCCUUCUUGAAAACCAAAAAGAUCAAAACUUGGAUUGUGAAGGGAAGAACCGUGUGAAAAGAAUGAAGGAAGACUCGAUGCUUUUGUUAAGAGGGUUUGAUUCAGUUGCGUCUUCGCUUUCUCAGCUUUCAAAUAAUCUUGAUAAUGCACUUCAGGGAGCAAAAGAUCUGGCUAGACCACCAACAUUGUCUGAUGUUCUUCAUAGUUCAUUACAACAAGCAAAAACCGAUCAAAAUCCGUCAAAUGGUAAUGAUAAAGAAGAUGAUGAUGAUGAGGGUUUAGAUUCUAACAGGAGAGGGAUGAAAAGAAAGUUGGAUCUCGAAGAAAUAUCUGAAGAAAACUGUGAUAACCCGAAAGAGUUUGGGAAGCUCAACAGAGCCAAAAAUAUUGCUAUAUCCAUGGCGAAAAGAGCAGGAUUCUUAGCUAGAGAAAUGAAAUCGAUGAAAUCAGAUCUUUGUUUUAUGCAAGAAAGAUGCAGCAUUCUUGAGGAGGAAAACAGGCGGCUUAGGGACGGAUUUGUGAAAGGAGUUCCCCCGGAGGAAGAUGAUCUGGUGAGGCUGCAACUUGAGGCAUUGUUGGCUGAAAAAUCAAGAUUAGCUAAUGACAAUGCAAAUCUAACAAGGGAAAACCAAUGCCUUAGGCAGCUAGUGGAGUAUCAUCAACUUACUUCCCGACACGAUGAGGAAGACGUAUUAUUGGAAGAGGAUUAUGACAGGGUGAUUAAGGGUGUGUGUUUGGACUUCUCGUCUCCACCGCCAAAGAUACCCGAGGAUAUAGCAGGAGAGGAAGAUGAUGGUCUUUAAAGAGAGACUUGUUGUAUGGCUUUUGUUGCUUGUAACCAUGACCAAAAAGUGUAAUAAUUUCUGGAUUUCUGGUUAUAAUUGAAAAAGAGCUUUCUUUUGCUCAUUAUAAGUUAA
Erigeron canadensis is the source of this 1219-nucleotide messenger RNA. RefSeq lists its product as uncharacterized. The record is from RefSeq and is a predicted model, not a curated record. The coding region runs from base 167 to 1105 and encodes 312 amino acids. NCBI's taxonomy places the organism in Eukaryota, Viridiplantae, Streptophyta, Magnoliopsida, Asterales, Asteraceae. The transcript has 6 exons.